Manihot esculenta (cassava) is the source of this 2104-nucleotide messenger RNA. Its product is annotated as cyclin-dependent kinase C-2. NCBI's taxonomy places the organism in Eukaryota, Viridiplantae, Streptophyta, Magnoliopsida, Malpighiales, Euphorbiaceae. The coding region runs from base 343 to 1890 and encodes 515 amino acids. Gene Ontology annotation, cellular component: cyclin-dependent protein kinase holoenzyme complex; nucleus. Gene Ontology annotation, molecular function: ATP binding; cyclin-dependent protein serine/threonine kinase activity; RNA polymerase II CTD heptapeptide repeat kinase activity. The record is from RefSeq and is a predicted model, not a curated record. Gene Ontology annotation, biological process: protein phosphorylation; positive regulation of transcription elongation by RNA polymerase II. The transcript is spliced from 12 exons.
AAUUACUCGCAAAUUCCGUCUAUUCCAGACUUGCAGUGUCAAGGCUCAAAAGGAAACCUGUGUUGUGCUUUAGGCAAGUGGGGCAAAAUCAAGAAGCUCGACCACCGCCGUACCGCCGCCGUACCGCCGCAAAACCAAAAUCCGACGACAGUUUAUUUAAUUUUGGAUUCCACAGCCGCCGGAGAAGACGGUAUGACUUCUUCUCUUUAUUAUCUCGUCUUUAUUUUGGGUUUUAAGAGAAGAUAGAAACCUGGUGAUGAUGUUGCCUUAGCCUUAGCAAGAGAAUAGAAUAGAAAGAAGAAAGGGUUUUCACUGCGCAGUUGAGCCGAGGACGAUUGGACUAUGGCUUUAACAGCCCCUGGCCAGCAGCUUAACCUUAACGAGUCUCCCUCUUGGGGAUCAAGAAGUGUCGAUUGUUUCGAAAAAUUGGAGCAGAUUGGCGAGGGCACUUACGGUCAAGUUUACAUGGCCAGGGAAAUAAGGACAGGUGAAAUAGUUGCUUUGAAGAAAAUAAGAAUGGACAAUGAAAGAGAGGGGUUUCCCAUAACAGCAAUCCGUGAAAUCAAAAUUCUAAAGAAGCUACAUCAUGAGAACGUGAUCAAGUUGAAAGAGAUUGUGACAUCUCCUGGUCCUGAAAAGGAUGAGCAGGGGAGGCCAGAUGGUAACAAGUAUAAAGGUGGAAUAUACAUGGUCUUUGAAUACAUGGACCAUGAUUUGACAGGUCUUGCUGAUCGUCCUGGGAUGAGAUUUUCAGUUCCUCAGAUUAAGUGUUAUAUGAGGCAGCUUUUGACGGGGCUUCACUAUUGUCAUGUAAACCAAGUACUUCAUCGUGAUAUCAAAGGCUCUAAUCUUCUCAUAGACAAUGAGGGUAAUCUGAAGCUUGCUGAUUUUGGGCUUGCCCGAUCAUUCUCAAAUGAUCACAAUGCAAAUCUAACCAAUCGUGUAAUUACUUUAUGGUACAGGCCUCCUGAAUUGCUGCUUGGGACAACAAAGUAUGGUCCAGCUGUUGAUAUGUGGUCUGUUGGCUGUAUUUUUGCUGAACUUCUUCAUGGGAAGCCAAUUUUUCCUGGAAAAGAUGAGCCUGAACAAUUAAAUAAGAUUUUCGAGUUAUGUGGAGCUCCAGAUGAGGUGAAUUGGCCUGGAGUUUCCAAGAUUCCUUGGUAUAACAAUUUUAAACCAACAAGGCCAAUGAAGAGACGUCUAAGGGAGGUUUUCAGACAUUUUGACCGUCACGCAUUGGAGCUAUUGGAGAGAAUGCUGACUCUUGAUCCUUCUCAGAGAAUAUCUGCAAAGGAUGCACUUGACGCUGAGUAUUUCUGGACUGAUCCAUUGCCUUGUGACCCCAAGAGUUUGCCCAAAUAUGAAUCAUCACACGAAUUUCAGACAAAGAAAAAGCGCCAGCAACAGAGACAACAUGAUGAGAAUGCAAAACGCCAGAAACUGCAACACCCGCAGCAGCAUGGCCGCAUUCCACCAAUUCAGCAGUCUGGGCAGGCACAUCCACAGAUGAGGUCAGGGCCUAAUCAGCCCAUGCAUAAUUCUCAGCCUCCAGUUGCUACAGGGCCUAGCCACCAUUAUGGGAAGCCUCGUGGGCCAGCAGGUGGUCCAGGUAGAUACCCACCUAGUGGAACAAGUGGAGGAUACAAUCAUCCAAAUCGUGGAGGUCAAGGUGGUGGAGGUUAUGGGAGCGGGCCAUAUCCUCCACAAGGGCGGGCACCACCCUAUGGUUCAAGUGGCAUGACUGGUGCUCCUCGUGGUGGAGGGAGCAGUGGGUAUGGAGUUGGUGCUCCAAAUUAUCCUCAAGGUGCACCAUAUGGGAGCUCUGGUGCUGGUCGUGGCUCAAACAUGAUGGGUGGAAACCGCAACCAGCAGUAUGGUUGGCAACAAUAGUGCGGCUUGAUGACCAAAUGUACUAUAAGAGCAUAUUUAAGUGACUUCAGAUUGAGAAGUCAUAUGAUUAAAAUGGUUAGUGCUUGGAGUUUUUCCCUGCUUCUUGUGCACUUUCUAUUUGAUGUGUUAUGUCGGUUAUAAUACCCUUCAAUGAGCUGCGAAGAUUCUUGAACUGAGAAUUUUCUUUUUAUAAUACCCUUACAUGCUUCUCUAA